This is a messenger RNA of Aspergillus ruber CBS 135680, 2022 nucleotides long. Its product is annotated as putative nuclear protein Qri2/Nse4. Gene Ontology annotation, biological process: DNA repair. NCBI's taxonomy places the organism in Eukaryota, Fungi, Ascomycota, Eurotiomycetes, Eurotiales, Aspergillaceae. The record is from RefSeq and is a predicted model, not a curated record. The transcript has 4 exons. Gene Ontology annotation, cellular component: nucleus; Smc5-Smc6 complex. Bases 1 to 2022 code for a protein of 673 amino acids.
AUGGCGCGCACUAUCCCUACAGACGACGUUACGGACCGAUCUUCGCCAGAUACAACUCGCUCAGAUAAGGAAAACGAUCAGGCAUCAGCAAGGAACCGCAAGAGAACCAGCAUGGCCUCGAGGCCCAAUACGAAUAAGCGACGGCACCUCGCGGACCGAACAUCGAAUAUUCAAGACAGCACGCAACCACAAGUUCUGUCGUCGGAAGCAGACCGGAAUAAGAGAUACUACGACCCGGAUCAAGAUGAGACUGAAAGAAGAUGGCUUCGAAAGGGUCUGAGAGACCUAACGCGGGAUCUCCAUGAUUCGCGUAGCGAAUACCUACAGGCCGGGAACCACGGAAUCCAAGACACCGUCAAGAAAGCGAACGAAUAUUUCGACCAUGUUAAGCAGACUUCGGACGCCACGAUUGACUCCCGUCUUCUGGUUAGUGCAGCAGAUCUAUCGUAUAAGAAAACGACGCAGCUCUCGAUGGGUGAUGCAACAGCAGGUAUCGACGUGGACGAGUUUGUCUCGAAAUGCAUAACGUUUAUGCGCCGCGGCCCGGAAGACUCGCAUGCUGCGCUCGCCAGCAGCACCCAACGUCUUCGCCCUCGUGCAGCUGGCAGAUCGCAAACAGACCUGGAAGCUGGUAGUGAUGAGGAGGAUGAGGGAGAUGCUAUGAAUUGGGACUGGCUUGGCCGUUCGGCUUGUUUUCAGCACAACGCUCGACCGCCCGUAUCGGGCUUCUUACUGGGUCCCUUGUCGGUCCAGAAGCGCACGCGGCAGCAGACUCAGCGGAGAGCUCGAGAGCGUAUUGAUCCUUCGCAGGCCGUUCGACCUCAGGAGCUUCAAGAAGAAGAUCUUGACCGACAAGAGACAUCCAACCUGACGACCAUGUGCUCGAAGAUCAAUAAAUUGCUUGCCACAACACAAGAGCAACGUAUGGAUAUAGUAGACCGGAUCCUACAACAGAUGGAAGACCCUGACGAUGAAGUAAUACACGAGGUGAUGGACAAGUAUGAUAUCGCCGAUGAUGGCGGCAUACCACUAUUCCUCUUCUGCAUCAACCCGAGGUCAUUUGGACAGAGCGUGGAGAAUUUAUUCUACAUUAGCUUUCUGGUGAGAGAUGGCACAGUGGGUAUUUCUUUCGACAGCCGGGAAUUGCCAACACUGCAUCCUACCAAGCCAUACGCACCAAUCGAGGCUCAGAAGAAGGGUAUCCAGAAGCACCAAGCCGUCUUCAGCCUUGAUUUUGAUACAUGGCAAGCUAUAAUAGACCUGUACGACAGAAAAGAUUGCAUUAUUCCGCAUCGUCAAGAGGAACAGCAGACCAGACGUGGUUGGUAUGUCAGAUUAGCCUCCGGAUCUGUUGCCGUGUUCUCCCCCGUGUCAUUCACGCCAGAAGUACGAGAAGCGGUGGACUCACUGGGCGGGAAGCUCAAAUACAUCGCCGCGCCGGAUAUGGAGCACCAUUUGCACCUAACAUCGUGGAAGAAGGAAUAUCCAGACGCCGAAAUUAUCGGACCGGAAGGACUAUGGGAGAAACGGCAAUCGAACCCGGAGUCCAAGGACACGCCUUUUCAUCAUGUGUUCACGAAGGAAAAGAACAACGCUCAACAGAAGGUUACAGAGGAAUUCGACGCCGAGUUCGAUGUUGAAUACGUGCACGGUCACGGCUCGAAGGAACUAGUAUUUCUACAUAAGCGAUCACGGACGCUCAUCGAGGCGGAUCUCCUCUUCAACUUGCCAGCCAGGGAGCAGUAUUCACUGACGAACGAGGCGGCAGACAGUGGGAUUCUCACGAAGAUGGUACAUCCAUUCUUGUCGGCUAGUGGGAAUGCGACAUGGCAGAAGCGGUUUGCAUGGUAUGUUCUUUCUGCGAAUGAUCGGAAGGCGUUCCGGGAGUCUAUGCAGAGGAUUGAUAAGUGGGAGUUCAAUCGGAUCAUCCCGUGCCAUGGUGAUGUGGUUGAAAGUGGUGGAAAGGCGGUAUUUCGCACAGUGAUGGAUUGGUUCUUGGAUUAUGAUAAGAAGGGGUUAUAA